This is a messenger RNA of Zonotrichia leucophrys gambelii, 2156 nucleotides long. It is a transcript of the gene ZC3H4, whose product is annotated as zinc finger CCCH-type containing 4. The transcript has 11 exons. The annotation marks the transcript as partial. Gene Ontology annotation, cellular component: nucleus. Gene Ontology annotation, biological process: negative regulation of DNA-templated transcription. Gene Ontology annotation, molecular function: RNA binding; metal ion binding. NCBI's taxonomy places the organism in Eukaryota, Metazoa, Chordata, Aves, Passeriformes, Passerellidae. The record is from RefSeq and is a predicted model, not a curated record.
GCGCGCCUUCGUCAGUCUUCGGAACGCGUCGGAGAACUUCGGGAACUCUCGGAGAGUUGUGGAGAACUUCGCGGAAAUCCCGUGAUUUCCCCGUCCCAAAGAGACGAAGCGGCCAAACCGUGAAAUUUCGCUCUAAAACUCUUAAGAAAAUCCCCACGUACGAAGACUUUCGGAAAACCUCGUGAGAAUUCGGAGAGCUUCGGAGGCGCUCGGAAACGCUCGGAAGCACCCGAAGAGCUCUUCGUGCAUUCCCGCCGAUUUUCGGCACCCUCCGAAGCGGCGGCGCUCGGCUGUUUCCGGCGGCGCUCGGCUGUUUCCGGCGGCCGCCAGGGCGCUGCCUCAGGGCGGGCGCCAUUUUGUGUGUCCGCCCGCGGAGCGCGGGGCGCGGGCGGAGGAGCCGCCGGGCCGAGGCCCCCGCGCCGUUCAGUGACUGUGCCCCCCGUUCUCCAUCCCCUGCCCGUUGCCCAUGGCCGUGGAGAGCCCGAGUGUCCCCCCCGCCGCCGCCGCUUCCCCCCCCAGCCCGCACUGCACUCCCCCUUCUCCGUCCUGCCACGGCAGCUGCAGCCUCCCCCGGCCGCCGCCGCCGCUCCAAGGGCACCAUCACGGCCCGGACGAAAGGGAGGAUGGGGAGCUGGAGGAGGGCGAGCUGGAGGACGACGGCGCCGACGAGAGCCCGCCCAGCCCCGGCCCCGGUUCCCGGCCCCGCCCCCGGCGCUCGCGGCACCGCAGCGGCUCCGAGGCCGAGCGCGGCCACCGGCGCCUGAAGCGCAAACGCCGCAAGGACAAGGACAGGAGGCGGCCCAAGAAAAAGCGAAAAUCCAAGCACAAGCGGCACGCCUCGUCCAGCGAGGAAUUGUCGGAUUUGAGCGACGACUCCGAUUUCAGCCCCGGGGAGAAGGGACACCGGAAAUACCGGGAAUACAGCCCAGUGUAUUCAUGCCACCAGUACUCCCAGUUAGCCCGGAAGGGGCCCCCCCAGGCCAAGGGGGACCCCCAGGGCGCCUUUGGGGGUCCCCACGCGGAGCCCGAGGCCGAGGGGCUGCACGAGGAGGACGAGGACGGAGCCCAGGACGACUUCGGGGAGUUCCCCCAGGAGCCGGCGCAGCUCCGGCGCUGCAGGGACGGCGCCCACCGGCCACGAGGUCGCGGCCGCGGCUGCCGCGGGUUCCGGGGCCGUGGGCGGGGCCCGGGGCGGGGCCGGGGGCGGGGCCCGGGGCGGGGCCGCGCCCGCAGCGACCCCGAGGAUGAGGAGGAGCCGUUCGAGGAGGAGAUGGAGGACGGGGGCGGGUACCGGCGGGAGGACAAGGCUCACCUGCCCUCGGACAAGAAGGGGAAGGUGAUCUGCAAAUACUUCGUGGAGGGCAGGUGCACCUGGGGUGACCACUGCAACUUCAGCCACGACAUCGAGCUGCCCAAGAAGCGCGAGCUCUGCAAGUUCUACAUCACGGGCUACUGCGCCAGGGCCGAGAGCUGCCCCUACAUGCACGGGGAUUUCCCCUGCAAGCUGUUCCACACCACCGGGCUCUGCAUCAACGGCGACGACUGCAUGUUCUCCCACGCGCCCCUCUGCGAGGAGACCAGGCAGCUGCUGGACAAGAUGCUGGCCGAGGACGCGGAGGCGGGCGCGCAGGACGAGAAGGAGCUGCAGGAGCUGCGCAAGCAGGGCAUCGACCCCCUGCCCAAGCCCCCCCCGGGCGUGGGGCUGCUGCCCACCCCCCCCCGCGGCCCCCCCCCCCCCCGCGGGCUGCCCCUGCCCCCCCCGCCCGGCCUGCCCCUCCCCCCCCCGGGGCCGCCCCUCGAGCCCCCCCUGGAGCCCCCCCAGGACCCCUUCAAGAAGAUCCCGUCGCUCUUCGAGAUCGUGGUGAGGCCGACGGGGCAGCUGGCCGAGAAACUGGGCGUCAGGCACCCGGGCCCGCCCCCCCCGCGCUUUCCCGGCCCCCCCGGCGCUCCGCCCCUCCCCCCCCCGGACUUGGCCCCGCCCCCCGAGCUGGGCCCGGGGGGGUUCGAGGAGGCCCCGCCCCUCCCCCACCCGGGGCUGCCCCCCCCGGGCCCGCCCUUCUACCCGGGGGGGGGAGGGGCGGCCGGAGGGGGCGGGGCCUUCUACCCCCCCCCGGAGGGGCUGGAGAUGGAACCGCCCGCGGGGGGGGAGGGGCCAG